AUGGCAAGAUAUGCCCAGUUCGACUUCUACCAACAAUCCCCAUCAGCACUAAACGUACCUGAAGAGGACGAGAUGAGCGUGCUGGACGACAAGAUCCUCGACCCGACCUCCCCUGGGCUCUCCGAUCCCCGCCGCUCAUCCUACGACGCCCAAGACGCCUUCUCACAUCGGAAUUCCGUCUGGUCCAACUAUUCCCACGCGAGUUCCGACCAGUCGAGGCCGCACUCUCAUCUCGAUCAUUCCCUUCUGGACUCAUCGGGCGCCCAUUUCAUGCCCGUCGAUGGCCCGCAGUCCUAUUCACAACAACCCUGGUCUGGAUCGCGCACCGCGUCCGGUUCAUGUACACCUACCGUUUAUGAACAUUAUCCGCCCGAUGCCGAGACGUCCUCUGCGGCGCCCUAUUCGGGUGGUGCGGUAGGUCCUGUUGGUUCGAUGCCCAUGGGUGCGGUGUCGUAUCGCAACGGAAUGGGGUUCCCGUCUGGCGGGGUCGCCAUGUCCCCGCAGUCGAGUCAAGGUUGGAUGCCGGCGCCGAUGGAUCUGACAGAUGCGGCCACCCAGUCGAAGGCUGCGCCUUAUCGGAACGGCUCACCGUUGACGCUGAGACGGGAUGGCAUUCGGAAGAAGAACGCCCGCUUCGAGAUCCCGGCGGAGCGGACUUUGAGUAAUAUCGAUCAUUUGAUCAGCCAGUCGAGUAAUGAUGAGGAGAUCAAAGAGCUCAAGCAGCAGAAGCGACUGUUGCGCAACCGACAGGCGGCGUUGGAUUCCCGUCAACGGAAGAAGCUUCACACCGAAAAGCUCGAAGAAGAGAAGAAGCAUUUCACUCAUACGAUCAGCCAGUUGGAGGAUAUGGUGCAGUCUCUGCAGAAGAGAGAGGCAGACUUGAUGCGCGAGAAGGGUGAGUGGAUGGCCCAGCAGGGACAGAUCACCCAGUACAUCGAGGGUCUCCACAUGGAAAAGGACGAGAUGAUCCGUGUACACACCUUGGAGACAGCCGAGCUGCGCAAGAAAAACAAUAUCCUGAUGGAGACUGUCGAGAAACUCGAGCGAGGCGUCAAGCCUGCGUUGGCUGAUAGCCACGCAGGCGAGUUUGCCGGCUUCGAGAAUCUCAGCAUGGAAGGCCAUCCGUGGGAGGAUUUCACCAUGGCCAACGGGCUCUCGAUGCCAGAGUCAGCCCCUGUUCCACAUCCGUCGCAGUCUCUCUCCAACGAGCGGGGACCGGAAAAGCAUCCGUUCAGCUGGAAUGCUUUCUACAUGUGCCUUCUCUUUGGUGCUUUCAUCGCAUCCAACAACAGUUCGCUGCCUGGUGGCCGUUCCCUUCCCCAAAUGUCGGAAGAGUACCGCGCUGAGUCUGCCAAUGUCUUGAAGGCAGUGCUAGCCUCGUCUCCACCGGAGCUCGCCAACCCGGUGGCCCACGCAUUAUCGGCGUCUGCCGCCGGACCAGACCCAACCACCAUGUCCAUGGAGAUGGGUCAUAUGGGUCCUGCGCCAACCGGGUCCUCCACCCUGGAUGAGUUGCACGAUACACUAAUCAUGCCGACCGAAGAACAAGAGCGUGCUCAGGUGUUUGCCCUUAAUGCUGAACAGUACAACUCCCUCACCACCUUCGAGGACGACGACGCUGGGUUCAAGCCCCAGCAGCCCUCCAACCUGCAACAGGCACUGGCAGCCAUGCGCAACCAUAAUGCAGCGCAGCACCGCAUGCACGAAGCCUCGACUUCAGGCGUCUACUCUCGCUCACUGAUGUGGGACCAUGUUCCACAGAAGGUGAUCCGCGAUUUCCAGCGCAUGGUCCAGGAAUACGGCGUCAACCCAGUGAAGGAAGAGAUGGUCGGCUUCCAGACAACCUGA
Penicillium cinerascens is the source of this 1848-nucleotide messenger RNA. Its product is annotated as putative bZIP transcription factor. Gene Ontology annotation, molecular function: DNA-binding transcription factor activity; DNA binding. The coding region runs from base 1 to 1848 and encodes 615 amino acids. Gene Ontology annotation, biological process: regulation of DNA-templated transcription. NCBI's taxonomy places the organism in Eukaryota, Fungi, Ascomycota, Eurotiomycetes, Eurotiales, Aspergillaceae. The record is from RefSeq and is a predicted model, not a curated record. The transcript is spliced from 2 exons.